AUGGCCAGCAUCCUUGACUUUCUGAGCGGCGGCCACGACGAUGGCGAAACCCCUUGCAAAAACGACUGUUGUCAUUCCCUCGCAAGCUUUGAGACCAAGAUCUACGGCUUCACUCUCCAGCCUUCCGAGGACGUAUAUCAAGAGCGCGUGGCCGCCUUUCGCUUCAAACCCUUCCCCGAGUCCAAUCGUCCACGAAUCACAACGGCGGAAAAGUAUGUGCAUCCAGUACUGGACAUCUUUCACACAUAUCUUGCGGGCGAGAGCUGCUUCAAGUUCACAUCUGAGGAUGAAACUUUCACAGAUCGGGACUGUGUUCGCAUUCACAAAAUCAACGACAAUAACAGGGAGUUGCAUAUAGUCCUUCAUUUCAUGUCUCCAGGGCAAAUAUGUUGGGCGGGAAUUCUUCCUCCUCGCGAGACCGUCGAGUGUUCGUUGAUGAACGACUUCUUCGAGCACUUCAAGAAGACUUUUCUUCCAGAGAACCCAAGAUUUUUUCUCAUCAGCGAUGGACAGGGGAUCAUCGUUCUCAAGUCCAUUACCCAGCACAUUGUCCGAAUGGUCUAUACCUGGCUGUCCCCUGCCGCAAACGGCUCUCAUUCUCUACGCCAUAUACUUUGUCUCCUCCUCUGUCAAAUGCCAGAUCCCUCGAAUCACCCGACAGUCUUCAAUCCUAUUCCCUGGAGAAAGCAUUUUCAUGGCGCCAUGAAUCUACAGAAUGAUCCCGACCAGGCUAUCUCUCCUCCUCUGAAACCCUCUCGAUUGAAGGAUUUCGAUCGAUUCACUCUCCAACGCAGCUUCGCUGAUUUGGAAGGUCUUCUCGAUUGGAAAGACGAAGAGUCGCAACGACUUUCUGAACGGCCCCUGGUGCCAGGAACGUCACUUUCCGUCAGCAUCGACGCGUUCCGGCUCGAGGAAAGCUUGUGGCGCUGUCCGUUUCCGAAUCCGCCUAUCCAGGCAACGACGAGAAAGUAUGUUGGACGUAAUCCACGGCCUCGUUUAGUUGCGGUGGACCAAAUUCUUGUUUCCGGCCAGACUCUGGAUUUUCGAGUGACCAAGGUAGUCCGCCACCAGUCCGACUCGUUUUCGCAAGUGUUUCUCGGAGUACUGUACAAUCUGGACGGUGUCGAAUCUCCAACGAUAUGUCUUAAAUUGUUCGUGGACGCCUUGUUUCCUGUGGACGAGGAUUUUUUAUGUGAUGACUUCGACAAACGGCAGCCACGCUUCCGGUUGUCCUCUCUUCAUUACGCGGAAGAUCUGGUUAGACGGGAGGAGGCGGCGUAUGACCGGCUCAAGGAGCAUCAGGGGAGCUUGAUACCCCAUUGUUACGGCUUUCAUCGAUUCACGGUGAAGGACUCGAUUGAUGCCUAUGGCGUUCUGCUUGAAGUCAUCCCUGGGCCAUCUCUCGGGAAAGCCGAGCCUUCCGCAUGGGACGAAGACGUGCAGCGAUCCUUUAUACGUCACCUUCGCGAGUGCCAACGUGCUCUAUUGUAUGCAGGAGUCGACCAGGGCGACUACCACGGCGAACAGAUAUUGCUCCCCGCCGGCCCUGGAUAUCGGCCAGAGACAGACAGUAUAGUCUUGAUUGACUUCGCAUUCGCGGUUCAGAGGUUUGGCGACGAGCAGCUCCUGGGCGUUGCAGCCACUUUGAUGAAGAAAGGCAAGGGGAGACUCUUGUCCCUGUUGAUGACCCCAUGGGGGAUGCGGGAGAGGGUGAUGAUGGAUACAGCGCUGCACCUAUUUUCAGACUGGUCUAUGCAGAUGAACGAGUGGUAG
Messenger RNA from Mycena indigotica, 1773 nucleotides. RefSeq lists its product as uncharacterized. The transcript is spliced from 6 exons. Bases 1 to 1773 code for a protein of 590 amino acids. The record is from RefSeq and is a predicted model, not a curated record. Lineage: Eukaryota; Fungi; Basidiomycota; Agaricomycetes; Agaricales; Mycenaceae.